This is a messenger RNA of Ostrinia nubilalis (European corn borer), 2122 nucleotides long. RefSeq lists its product as uncharacterized. The coding region runs from base 138 to 2042 and encodes 634 amino acids. Lineage: Eukaryota; Metazoa; Arthropoda; Insecta; Lepidoptera; Crambidae. The record is from RefSeq and is a predicted model, not a curated record. The transcript has 10 exons.
GAGUUGUCGAUAUCGCUGGCUGACAUCGUACGUCACUAGGGCGACCCCACUCGCUCGAAGCCGCGGUCCCCUCGCGGCCGCCAGCCUCAGUGUAGCUCGCGUCGCGCAACCAAACGUACCGCUAAAACUGUGUCACAAUGAAAGUCGCGGCGCUUUUUGCGCUGCUAACCCUCGCGGCGACAGAGGAUCUGUCGCCGGUGGACUUCGUCCGAAAGAACUUUUACACGCUAGAGGUGGAAAUGUGGAACAAUGUGAGCGAUCCGAUGUGGAGAGAAGCGGGUCUGGGCGGCGAUGUGGAGUUAACAAAGGCGUUCGUGGCGUUGGACAACCAGAUCGCAUCGCUGCCGAGUCCGCCGCGGCCCCCGUUGAGUUCGUGGCUGUGGGUGCGGGCGACGGAGAAGCUGCAGGUCAUCGACGGGCUGUACAAGACGUUCGUGGAGUUCGCCCGGCGGCAGGCCGCGCCGGGGGCGGUGCCGGCGCCCGUCAAGGACUGGCUGGACCUGGCGGAGAGCAUCCUCAUGGAUCCCAAAACGUCGGCGAUGCAGGCCGUGAAGAAACUGGAGGGUGUGCUGCAACACGGGGACUUGUUCCGCUCGAUAUUACAGGAUGAGCAUCCAGACGUGUGUGAGUUACAGCUGUCUCAGCAUCAGCUCAUAUAUGACACGUACAACACGAUAUCCCUUACGGAGAUUAAGGGAUACGCCAUGAUGCAGUUCUCGUGGAUGCUUCUCAGGAUAUACGGCAGAGGGAACUACACGCAAGAAGCCAGCCUGACCAGACAGAGGUACGGCGAGAGGACGGCGCUGACUGCCGCCGCCGCCAGGGCUGCCCUGGCCAUGGCCAGCAGGGACCUGUACAGAUGCGACCCUGCAGAGCACAAGGAAGGCGAAACCUACGCCGAAGUGACCCGCCUCCUACAAGGCUACAUCGAGAACGAGGUAGACAUGAACGCAGAAGGCACGUGCCGCGACAACUGCGCUGCUUACACGGUGGCCGAAAACCACGGCUGCUUCAAAGACCAGUUCUGCUCCAAGCAGCCACCCUGCAAGGGCAGAAUCCUGAACUGCAAGUACAUCGACUCGGAUAUGUGGGUGUGCCCUGCGGGUCGCAACAGCAACCGUCGGUACGAGUGGAUCGAGUAUGAGAACGGACGCACGUUUGGUACCGUCGGCCACUGUAAGCUUGGCGCCCCCAAGGUGGACUCAUGGUGGCGUUGGUUGUUCUGGCACUGUUCCUACUGCAUGUGCCUUUGCGACGAGGCGAGCGAGCAGUCCGACCGUUACUUCAGUCUUUGGGACACGACAUCAGACGUCAAAAACAACAAGGUGGUGACCGGCCUUCGUCUAGUGAAACUCGGAAGGGUAUUCCACCUGCAGAUCAGUGAGGGCACUCUUGGCGAGCGAGGGUCAGUGAUCCCUGGGGACUGGGUGCCGAUCCAGAAGUUCGACCCUUCGGAGCCUGGCAUGAGGGAUGGUGUCGACUACCAUAAGCUGACGUAUGAGAGGAGGGCCAUCGACUUGGACGAACUGGACUCACCAGCUGGACACAUCUUGACUGGAGUCAGAUUCCGCAUGCUGGGCGCACAUCUGCACUUUGAGAUCCGCUCGACGCCGUUCAACUACGCUACGGGACGCCUGGCGCCCGAGAGGAGCCAAUGGAUCAGCAACGACAACACAGACGGAGCGGAGAUUCCCAGAAAGCGCCUCGAGCUAUACAAGCCCGACAUCCCGAUCCGUAGCAACACGCCGCUGCCUGUCGACUCAUCUCACGACCAGUUCAUAGAGUUCACGCACACCGACUACGAGGCCGACGCGGCGCAGUCCACCGUGCCUUUCGUGGACAUACAGCCCGUUAUGCCGAUGAAAGGUGCGGGCCUGACCAGCGGCGCGGGGAUCAUCCACCGAGGGGCGCGGGGUUCGGGAGGGUUCAUCGGAGUGAAGUUGUUCACGUACGACUACUCCGCGCACAUUAAGGCAGAGCCGCCGGCCAGCGAGUUUGAUUCUGACUCGGACACCACCGAGUUUGUGCCAAUCGUCAACUAGGUUAAGACUGUAUGUAUACUCAUAUGUGUAGCGUAAUUUUAGGACUUUUUUAUGAAACGAAUAAAGUUUGUAAGAUAUUA